Messenger RNA from Melanotaenia boesemani (Boeseman's rainbowfish), 4216 nucleotides. RefSeq names its product netrin-G1-like. The coding region runs from base 974 to 2347 and encodes 457 amino acids. The transcript has 7 exons. NCBI's taxonomy places the organism in Eukaryota, Metazoa, Chordata, Actinopteri, Atheriniformes, Melanotaeniidae. Gene Ontology annotation, molecular function: cell-cell adhesion mediator activity. The record is from RefSeq and is a predicted model, not a curated record.
CGUUCAUAUGUAACUGGACAUUGUGGCUCCAUUUCAGGAAGAUUGCUUAUCUCCCCUCCUCCGUCCACAACUCGUUCAUACUGAAAAAUCAUUCUAACCUAUCCAAAGGACCCCAAGAGUUGCUCUCCGCCGGGAGGUGUUUUAAUACGCGUUGAUGGACCAUAAUGAAUCUGGGACCAGAGUGAAUCUCCUUCACAGCUACUUGAGGUCUUCUUUUCUUUUCUUUUUUUGUUUUCCCUGCGCCAUUCCGAUGAAUGCUGCACCAAGCAGCGCUGCGUAAAGUCAGGCAUCCUGUGUGGACUACAGUCGACACUCAAAAACGCUCGUAAAAGGGAGAAGAAAACGUCCGGUGGUGGUGUCAUUUGUCGUUAUACUGAAGAAAAAAAGCGGCGUUAGGAAGACGGAAAAGUUUAAAUAAACUUUGAAAACGUGGUCCCUACGUGGAUGCAAGCGUUGUGCGCCCUCGUCACUUUAUUCGACCAGUCUUUUCCAAAAAACAGUGCAAAGUAUAAACAGACAAGAGCAAAUGCGGGCUAUUGAAGUCUUUCUUCAACUCGUGGCUGUAAAUAACUUGUUGAAUGAGCAGCUCGUCCCAGGAGCGCUUUAGAAUGAUGCUUCUUCUGGUAGAUGACACAAUUGACAGGAUAUCAAGAUCAGACAUCUGCUGACAUAUGAGAAGUGUCACUCUAUACACAUCACAUCUGACCGUUUUCUGACCUUUUCAUCAACUAUCAACGCCAGAGGAGGAGCUCACUCGUUGACACACCUCAUCAGCCAGGCAGACGUGGUAGCAAUCAAAGGCAAAAUAACUGAAUGGGGGCUAAUCGUUCCCUGAAGCUGCUCACACAUGGGUGCGAGAUGCUGCCACUCUUUCUAAAUGUUCUGUUUCUGCAGUUGAUUUAGAAAACUCUCAGCGGUGUAGCCAUUGUUGUGGAGAAGCAGUAACUUUGAAGACGCCAAAAAAAGAUCAGCAAUGCUUUGGCCCAUAUUAUUCACCCUGCAGGCUGUGUGCACCAGUGUGGCACAUGCUAUGCAACAUUACCCGGCGGCCUGGGGACACUAUGACGUGUGUAAAUCCCAGAUCUACACAGAGGAAGGCCUGGCCUGGGACUACAUGGCCUGUCAGCCAGAAGCCACCGACAUGACAAAGUACCUUCGAGUGGCCCUCGACCCCCCAAACAUCACGUGUGGAGAUCCACCUGAAACGUACUGCGCUUUGGAGAAUCCUUAUAUGUGCAACAAUGAAUGUGAUGCCGACACUGAGGAGCUGGCUCAUCCUCCUGAGCUGAUGUUUGACUUUGAGGGUCGAAACCCCACAACUUUCUGGCAGUCAACUUCAUGGAAGAAAUACCCAAAGCCUCUUCAGGUCAACAUCACACUGUCAUGGAACAAGACAAUCGAGCUGACUGAUGACAUCGUUCUCACCUUUGAGUCAGGCCGGCCGGAGCAGAUGGUCCUGGAAAAGUCGCUUGACUACGGCAAAACUUGGACCCCUUACCAGUUUUAUGCCACAGACUGCCUGGAUGCUUUCACCAUGGAACCCAAGACGGCAAGUGAACUCACCCAGCGCACCCUGCUGGACAUCAUUUGCACUGAGGACUACUCCCGAGGCUACGUGUGGAAGAACGAUAAAACAGUUCGUUUUGAGAUAAAGGACCGCUUUGCUUUGUUUGCUGGACCUCGACUACACAACAUGGCCUCACUGUAUGGCCAGCUGGAUACCACCAAGAACCUGCGGGACUUCUUCACCAUCACCGACCUGAGGAUUAGGUUACUGAAGCCAGCAACUGGAGCCACCAUGGUGGAUGAAAACAAUCUGUCCAGAUACUUCUACGCAAUCUCUGACAUAAAAGUGCAGGGCAGGUGCAAAUGCAACCUGCAUGCCAACAGUUGUGUGUUUGACAAGGGUAGGCUGGGCUGCGAGUGUGAACACAACACCACAGGGCAAGACUGCAGCCGCUGUAAGAGGCACUACCACGGAAGAGCCUGGAGUGUGGGCUCUUACCUCCCGAUACCCAAAGGAACUGCAAAUAUAUGCAUUCCCAGUAAUCACGGAGCAGUGAAUCGAGCAAAUGCUUCAUCUCUUGGUGUUGCAAAUCGUAACCAAGCUCGGGUGUGUGACAACGCGAUGCUGCGCUGUCAGAAUGGCGGCACGUGCCACCACCAUCAGCGGUGCUACUGUGCCCCCGGCUUUACAGGCGUCCUGUGCGAGAGAGCUCGCUGCCAGGGUCCCGGAGAGUGUGAUGACCAGUUGUCUGGACGGGCAGUGCUCCAUCACCACCCCAUAGCCCGCCAGAUUGUUUUUUCCCUUAUAGUCCUCCUGCUAUUGAUUGUUUCCCUUUGCUGAGAGACCUGAACCAAAUCUUUAACCAAAACUCUGAUAACAGAACAGCUGAGACUAAACUGUCAAACUUGUGGACAUGAAUGAUAAAGAAUGUGUGGACAAUGCACUCAGCAAACAAUAUAAACAACUUUUUUGUAUGUCCAAGGCCACAAUGAUGGGUGAGAAGAUAAUAAGUGCAACAGUUUGUGCACAGUGAUACUGAAUGAUAAUAAGAUUUCUGAAAGGCUUGAGAAAGCUAGUUGUUUUAUAACUACACAGAGGAAACUGUUGGGAUUAUUGUGAUUAUGUCAUUGUCUAAUAGUCCAUUAAAGACAGAAUGGAGGCCCUGCUCAGAUAGAGCAAGUCACAAGCUGGUGGCAAACUGUACAAAUCUAGACACAUGAUUUUCCAAGUAUCAUCUGAAGUUAUUAGAAAUUAAUUGUGUGGACGGAGACAUCUUGCCUCACUGCCUCCUUUCUUACUUGUUACCCUCUUCUUCCCCUUUCCUGCUUCCCUCCAUUAAUGCACUUCUUCUUCACACCCUCCUUUCUGUGCUUUAGUGACACUGGUGAUUUUUUUUUACUUUGCUGAAGGGUGUCCAUUGUUUUGCCAAAUGCUAUACAUGUAUUACUAUUGAUCGAUCCCCUAACAGGUACCAGUCUUGUCUUUUAUUUUUAAGAGGCUUAUGGUCUUGCUUGAGCUCACCUGUACGAGGAAAAAAAAAGUUGUAACAUACUGUAACUGUAUUUAAUUUUGUAUAAAACAGAUAUUUUCAUGACUACGCAAAAAACAAAAAGAUAUAUUAUUUGUUUUCUAUUGCUGCCGACCUGUCAUCCAGUAAAUGUGGAUUAUAAGUGAGUAAGGAGAUUGGUUUUAUUAUGUUUGUUUGGUUUGUUUUUUUGCUUGUGUGGCACGUGGUUCUCUUUAUUGGAGAGCUGCUGUCAGAACUGUUUACAUACGCACUCACACAAUACACUUCCACCAAAGCGCAAAAGAAAAAAAUGUCUUUGUCUUGUUGUUGAAAAGUUGUAAUUUUAUUAGGUAGUAACAUGGCAUUGGAGACAAGAUGUGUAGAAUGAAUUUGUGUUAUUUGUAAUUGGUGCAAGCCAAUGAAAAUAGCUGAAUGUCAUUUUAAAGGAUUUCUAAAAGUUGUCAAUUCCCAUCAUUGACCCUUUUACUGAUGAACCGGUUGCUGAUAAUAAUAUAUCAGCCUGUGCUGUAAUACCUCCCUGUAGUGCUCAUGAAACCAGGGAAAAUCUGAGGUAUCUCAGGACAAAAAUCCCAUCAAUGAUAUGUAAAUUUUACAAGAAGAGAAAAGGAGAUUGCAUGGCUGUCGCAGAGGUUGUCCAGCUCAAAUCUGUAAUCACAUCUAAUCCUUGAAUCAAAUGGAAAGAGUGAACGAGUUUCCUGAGCUGGUACAGUUGAAAGCCUGCAUCCUGCUGGGGGAGCCACCACAAAGCUGCACGUUCAGGAAAUGAGCUUUAAUUCAUGGAGGGUCAAUGAAUAGAAAUGAAGUUGCAUCCCACUGGGUGACAUAUUGAGAACUGAGACCAAUUUCAUUUGAGAGAUUAAUUUUACUUCCAAGUUUGUCAUUAAAAAAACACCCAAUUGUGCAAGAGUUUAAUGUAAGUGCCUCUCAUUAAAUGACACUGUCUGUUAUGGAAAAGAGAAGCCUUUUUUUAACAGUAAGUCAUAUUUUGGAAAGUAGAAUAACUUGUUUUCAAUGUGUCAUUCCACUGUGUAAAAUCAGUAGCAAGAGAUGGAUAUUAUUUCUUAAGCAUCUAACAUUUUUGGGAGAAAAACAAAAGUGUAUGAUCACAUGAACAAGAAAACACAAGAAGCAACUUUAUGAUUGUCCAAUAAUUUCAUGUAGAAAAUAAAUUAGUAAUGUCA